AUGCCGUCAAACAGCCGAGAAUCGGAGGCGUCGUGUCUUGAAAUGCUUCGUUCGAUCAUCCGAACGACGGCUGAUGACAACUCGAAGUGGGUCGAGAUCUUUGUUGACUUCGAGAAUGCGCAGCCGACGAACGAAGAACGGGAGAUUUACGAGAUGGCAGAAGAGGUGCUGCACGAUUGUGAUACGGUGCUUGCGGAUGUAUCCAGCUAUGGAAACGGUAGAAACAACUUUUGAAGCCAUUUGAGAAACGAGUGUGUUUCAGGAUGUUAUGCGGAAAGGUCUCAACUGAAAAACGACAGUGACAUCAGCGCGCUGAAGUCUUUGAUGGUCAAACUAGAGCCGUUCGUUGCUCGCACGUGCUCGUACUAUGAGCACGUGACCAAGAUCGAGAAGAUCGUCCCGGUCAUCCUGUGGGAACUAUCUUCCGGGCCGUUGCCUCUCGAGGAACAGCUGGCCAAUAAGCAAUCGAUUGCGAAGCAGUUCGCCCGCUUAAUUGGAUUCGUUCUCGACUUUGACGUUGUAAAAGUAUGGCAGAGCGAUUGGAUUUCCAGUAUAAACCGGUUAUGCGUUGCAGAUGAGAACCGCCCAAAUCACGAACGAUUAUAGCUAUUACCGAAGAGCGAAGCAUAUUGUUUAUCAGGAUUUCGAGUAUGAAAAUGAGAACAAAUUCAAGAUUUAAAAAACAAAAGCGCUUGCAGAGAUCAAGGAGUCGCCGAACUGCCCCAAGUGCAAAUGUUCCUGUGCGAAGGCAAUCCGAUGCUCAGAGCCCUUUGCAACGGUGUCGACGCCUACAUGCGUGCCCAUCAGACGCUCCCCAUCCACAACACGACCGACGUCUUCGUCACCAUCAUCAAGUGAGCUCUUUUCGUCUACCGUACCCCCGUCCCUAAAUGGCUCCAUUCAGUGUCUGUCGUUUUAUGCUGGCCAAUGAAGAAUGCCUCGCGAGGCUCACAGAGUCAUCGCGGCAUCUGUGCUGUCGUGUCAUGACCGGACUCGUCAUCCUUUUCGACCACGUCGAUCAGAAUGGCGCGUUCGUCGCCAACUCGUGCAUUGAUAUGCGCGACGUCGUCAGGCUCAUAAAGUCGAAUACGACCGCCGAGCAGGUGGGUGCUGAAGGGGAACGGACGGAGAGAAAUAGGGGCAGUUUCAGACGGACUGUCUGCUGGCGGGGCUCCGCUACACGACGAAGCACUACAACGACGCGAGCACUCCGAAGUCUUUGCGCCAUUUGCUCGAAGUGAAAUGA
Molecule: messenger RNA, 1246 nt
Organism: Caenorhabditis sp. 36 PRJEB53466
Lineage: Eukaryota; Metazoa; Nematoda; Chromadorea; Rhabditida; Rhabditidae
Source: the annotation of a GenBank genome assembly